This is a messenger RNA of Paramecium pentaurelia, 1376 nucleotides long. The record is from the annotation of a GenBank genome assembly. Lineage: Eukaryota; Ciliophora; Oligohymenophorea; Peniculida; Parameciidae.
AUGGGAAAUUAUUGUCAUUUAGAAGAGACUCCUAAAUCAGAAAAACCAACUCUUAAAAAGUCAAUUAAGGAGAAAAAUGUUAUACAGAAUUUAAUUCUAACAAAUACUUAAUUUUUAGAGUAAUGUUAAGACUUAUACUUCAAAUAAUUUCAUAAGGUAUAGUCAUAGGUCCUAAUUAGAAUAUAGUUGAAAAAGACAUAAGGUCAUUAUCAAAGUUUAUGAAUUAAAAAAUGUUGGAUUCCUCUAUUAAAGGAUUGUAUCCAACUGAAGAAGAAAAAUAAGUUAUAUCAAAAAAUAUCUCUAAAGAUAUUGCAAAAAAAGAAAAACAUAUUUAUAAUUAACUAAUCUUUCAUUAUAGUUAAUUCCUUAAUGAACUAUUUGAUUUAGAUCAAAAUUUACAAUAAAAACCUAUCUCAACAUAUAAGACAGGAGAUAUUAGAGUAAAUGCUUAAUUAAAUCGAAAUACAUAAAUUCGGCGUAGUUUGUCAGACAAUUAUAAGUUUUAAGAUAAACUAUUAUUAUAAGAUUAAAGUAUAUCUUAAAGCAAAAAUAUCGAUCAAAAUAUAAUUAGAUAAUUUUAGGAAAAUAAACAAUUAGCAAACAUAUUUUUAGAUUAAUUAAGCUGUUUUUACAAAUUAUGUUAUUUAAUAAUUGAAUAUGCCUAUUCAAAUUAUAUAGUAUCAAUAUUUGGUACAUCUAUUGAUUCAUUUACAGAUAGAUAUUUAUUGAUAUCAAAAAUAUAUCAAAAAAAUAUCAUAGAAACAAAUCCAUUAAUAUAAAAAUUGAUUACUACUGCUAUUCAAAUCAAAUAUGAAAACCAAUAAUCUUUAAUGAAAUCUGAGCAUAUGUCUCCAGCAAUUUUAUAGUCAUAAUUGAUUCCUGAAUAUGUAGAUAGUAUAUUGAGUGUUGAAUUUGAAAUAGAAUUGUUAGAUUCGAUUGAAUAAAACUAAAAGUAUUCAGAUUAAAAAAAUUAAAAUUUUUAUUACUAUUAGACAUUUUCUACAAUUGAUAGGAUAGUUAAUUGUAAAAUGCCUUGGUUAAAAUUUAACUUAAUUGGAAAAUUGGAUUUAUAAAUUGUUGAUAUUUUCUUAUAAGCUCGUUCAUAAAGCUAAAUAGCUCAUUUUAUAAAUGUAAUUAAACCUGAAGAUUCUAAAGUUGAAGUCUUACUUUAUAUUCUAUAAAGAUAUAUGGCAGCAAGAAAAAAUUUGAAUUUAUCUUAAUGCUAUUAUGAAUUAAGAUGGAUGUAGGAUGAUGAUAAUGUUUUACAUAAAAAAGUAAAAACUAUUACUUGUCCAUAUUUCAGUAGAUUUUUAUCGUUAUAUGAAAUAGCUUUUAAAAAUUAUCACAGAAAAUAAGCCCAACUUUUAUAUAAUUGA